AUGUUGACUCGAGACAUCGCACUCGACGAGGCCAUCCUGGAUCUGCUCGACAAUUGCGUCGACGGCAUUCUCCGUACUGACGCCGCCGAGGCCAUUCGGCCAUACGACGGCUACCGGGCAGCUAUAACAUUCGACGCUGACUCAUUUGCAAUCGAGGACAAUUGUGGCGGCAUCCCACCGACCCUGUUAGAUUAUGCGUUCAGGCUGGGACGCGCUCCCGAUUAUCCAGAGGAUGAAAAGCCGCGCGGCGCCGUCGGGGUUUACGGCAUUGGCAUGAAACGAGCCAUCUUUAAGAUGGGAGAGAGUUGCGUGAUUUCCACUCAGCACGAGAAUGCCAGUUACGAAGUCAGCAUUUCGCGUGAGUGGCUGCAUGACGAAGACGAUUGGAACAUACCCUUCUUGAAUACAGAGCGAUCCAAGCACGAAGACGGGACUAAAAUCAUGGUCACGAAUCUUUACGACGGAAUAACUGCUGCAUUUGGGAACCAGCGGGAAGCUUUAGAAUCCGAACUGGCGGAGAUGGUUUCGACCCAUUAUUCGUUCAUCAUCGACAAAGGAUUUAGCGUCACAAUUAACGGAGCACCGAUCAGCUCCAGGUCACGGGGGUUUGUAUACACGCCGAACACCGCAUCCAAUGCGCGGGUCAUUCGUCCAUUCACUUACGAAACUACGACAGACGACGGGGUAGAUGUUUUCAUGGCGGUAGGGUUCGACCGGGCGAUCCCAUCCGAAGACGACGUCUCAUCAGAGCAAGAAGAAACGAGCCGUUCGUCGGAAAACGCUGGAUGGACCGUGGUCUGUAAUGACCGAGCUGUAUUGUUUUGCGACCGCAGCGAGCUUACAGGAUGGGGAGAAACCGGAGUGCCGCGUUUUCAUAACCAGUUCAUCGCCGUUUCCGGCAUGGUUGAAUUCAGGUGCGAGGACCCGGCGAAACUGCCAACCACCACGACCAAGAGGGGAGUUGACGCUUCGUCCUUGCUCUAUUUGCAAACAAAAAACAAAAUGCGGGAAGGUAUGGCGCUAUUCACUGCGUAUACCAAUCGAUGGAAAAGUCGGCCCACCGAGGUUAGGGAACAGUUUGCAUCCGGCGAAACUGCGACCUUCUCGGACCUUAAAGAGGGCAUCAUGGGAGUGAGCACUUCGCCGUCUACUAUCCCUUUCAGAAACGCGCAACAGUACAAGCCGAACCUGCCCGCGCCGCAACGCGAGGACCCUCAGACGAGAAGAAUUUCUUUUACUAAAAACGCCGAGGAUGUUCGGAUAGUAGCUGAAUACCUAUCCGGAGAUUCGGAGCGAAAUCCUUCCGACGUGGGCCAAGAAUGCUUCGACCUCGUACUUCAGGAGGCGAACAGUUGA
Molecule: messenger RNA, 1356 nt
Organism: Geodia barretti
Lineage: Eukaryota; Metazoa; Porifera; Demospongiae; Tetractinellida; Geodiidae
Source: the annotation of a GenBank genome assembly